ACACUGUUUCCUCCUACCUUUUAGCCGACUUAUUUUGCAUCCGAUGCCAAGAAAACAGAAAUGCUGCGCCAGAAUCUGUUGGAUCAGCUCAAGCACUUUAUAGAAACAGUGAGCAAUGGCCACAGCAAUCCCCAGCUGCUCACCAAUCCCAGUCUCAUCAAGCUAGCGUUGGGCUUUCUGGAGGAGCUGCCUGCCACGCGGGACAUUGUAUUUGAGUACUUCGCCUUGCUAGCGGAGAUCAGCGUUCAGCUGUAUGUGUCGCCAGAGAUGGCGGAUCCGAAGACCGGGAUGCCGGUGUCGCAGGUGAAGCAGGCCGGGAACCGGCAGCAACAGGCGCGUGCUCCGGAUUACGAGAGCUUCAACAUCGUAAAGACGGCGCUGCAGAGCUUGGUGUGGAAGGGCCCACCGGCCUGGUCGCCGCUCAUUGCCAACUGGAGCCUGGAGCUGGUGGCAAAGCUCUCGGACAAGUACACCCAGCGACGUAUGACCAUCACGGCCAGCUGCAACUACUGGCUGGAGUGCAGCGCCAUGCACGGUCUGAUGACCCUCAUCAACAGUUGUUUCCGCAAGCUGACCCAGCCGGAGGAGGAGGCCUGUGUGGAAAUCAUGCUAAACGCCUUUCAUCGUUUCCCCAUGACCUUUGACUGGAUUGUGGCCAGGCUGGGCGGCUGCUUUCCCUACAAGAUCAUCAUGCAGAUCCUGCAGUGUGGCAUUAAGCGAUUCGUGGAUGAUUACCGGUGUCAUCUUGACUCUGAAGCGGGUAUCCUGGACUACAUGACCUCAUGCCACGAGCAGCACCUUAGGGCUGCCUUCCGAGAGAUGCUAAGGGAGGGAUUUGCGCCCAAGAAGUCACUUGAUGUGGCUGUAGUUCCGUUCCUGCUGAUCACCACCAACUAUUCGGAUGCGAUUCUCCAGAGCUUGGUCAAUGUUCUUGUGGAAAUUUACUCGGAGGACAUGAGCGAGGUAAUUGUGCAAAAGUCGCCGCUCUGGCUGAGCAACAAGAUGUUCGCCGACAUGCAGCCCACACUUAACAACGCCGUCCUAAGGCUGAACGAGCAUGGAGCCACGCUGCUUAUCACGGCCGCCAGGUUGGCCGAGAAAUUUACUUGGUGCCAGGAUUUUCUAGACAACUCCAUGCAAGAGCUGGAGCAGUGGGUGCUCAACCAGCGCAAUUUCCCGCUGCUGGCGGACCUGGCCUAUGAGGAAACCAAGUACAUGCUCUGGAAAAGCUGCCUCAGCACCAAUCUCUUUGAGCAGCAGACGGCAGUUCGAUUGCUGCUGGUGGUCUCCUCCCAGCAUCCUCACAUAUACUACCAAACCAUAUCGCAACUGCUAAGGAAAUCGUAUGCCCAGAAUCCCAAUGGUAUUGGUGCUCUUAUCCGUCUGCUGGGUGGCCAAAGUGGCAUGGUCAACUUUCCUGGAUUUACCCCAGGCUUCAAAAUGGUCCUGGAGGACAUUACUUUACAUGUGCAGGUUAACAGUCGCUUGCCAGUGCCACCGGGCACACCAACAGAGGCAUUCAACACGUUCUCCAACCUCAACAUACUGGCCAAGAUGCACAAGAGCAAGAAUGUGGCUCCCUAUAUCAAGGCGCAGCAACUUAAUCAGGCUCUCAAUGAAUGUCUGCCCAAAAUCAUUCAAAUCUUUGAUUGUACCGUCAAUAAAUUGGUUCUCAAAAUGGACAGGGAUGCGGCCGAGCAUAGUGCCCAGAAAUUUAAAGCGCAACAAUCAAACAAUAACAACAACAACAGCAAUGACAUGUGCAAUGGCAAGGAAUACGGCAAGCGACCAAAGCUGGAAGCAGGCGAGAGUAAGGUAGAGGAUGAGGACGCCACCCGUAUGCGUUUGGCUCAUCUAAUUGUGGAUUUACUAAACAACAUUGAGGCGGGCAGCCGCACGAAUGUGCUGCGGACUCCCAUGGUUCUAAAGCUAGCCGUCCUCAGUGUAAAGUACUUUUUUGUGGGGCUCACUGAGAGGACUGUAAUCCGCCGUGCUGCAGCCUCGCAUCGCUCUUAUAACCUGCUGCAGCGCCAGUGUUCUGCUCGUAAGAUUGCUCGAACUAUUUGCCUGCGUGAACUUGUGGAAGGUGCCCUCUUCUAUCACGGUCACCUGCUGGGCCAGCUUGAGGAAUACGAACUGGAUGAGUUGAAGAUACCAGAGCAAGAGCUGCUCAUCCUGCAAAACCUGCACACUAGCUCCGGCGCCAACUCCAAUCGAUCUGUGCUGCAUUCCGGUAUUAUUGGGCGUGGUUUAAGACCUGUCCUGCCCUCCAACGAGCGAAGCUGCGAUGCGGAAAAGCAGGCUCUAUAUCUAAAGGCAUUGAAUGCCUGCUGUGCGGAUUUGGAGAAGCCGAAUAACGUGGAGGGCUACUCGUUGGUCUCGCUGCUGCUGGUCGAGCUGGUCUCCACGGAUGUCAUGUACAAUGGUCUGCCCUUUCCGGACGAGGAGUUCACCAAGGUCACCAUGGAGCGGGACAUGCAAAUUCGGAGAGCGUUCAUCACCUCCCCCGUGCUGUGGGCGGUGUUGGGAUUGAUAGCAGCCCACAGGCCGGCCCUCUGCUACUCCUCAGUGCUGCUAAGGGCACUCUGCGCCACCUGUCUGCAUCACUGGCGGGGUAAAAAUGUGAAUAAAUACCAGCCCACAUCGGCCAACGAUGAACUGAUGCUCUGCACCAAGAAGAUGCUGCAGCUGCUGGCCAUGAGCCAACUAAUACCACCGCCACUGACCAACCUGCAUCUCAUUAUCGAUCACUUUGAGUCGGCAGAGAUUGCCCUACUGCUGCGCGAGUGCAUCUGGAACUACCUUAAGGAUCACGUGCCCUCGCCGGCUCUGUUCCAUGUGGACAACAAUGGCCUGCACUGGCGGAAUACAAACACGCCGAUGGCCAGAGUGCCGCCCCAGUAUGUGGACACGCUGCGUCACCUGAUGCAACGGAAACUGUCCACGCUGGGCCACCACUACCACCAGAUGUUUAUCAUGGGCGAGCUGAUGGCAGGGCAAUCCGAGCCGGAUCCCACGGCCCGGCUGGAGAUCGUGGAACUAGAUUAAGCCUCUGUAGUUAGCUAGCCUAAUGUGUGUAUGGAAGGGUGUGUGUGUGUGUGUGUGUGUGUGGAGCAAACUAAAUGCAAUGUUUGGUAAUUGAUCUUCAACGGAUUUCUUUUAUUUUCGUUUCAUUGGUUUUGUAAAAAUUAAAAUGUCAACCUAGGCCUUGCAAAUACUGUCCAGCAGUUAUUGUACCGUCGGCGCCUGAAAAUCGCAUCUCGUGUUUAUGUAGUUUAGAAUAUAACGAAGCCAACAACAAAUUU
Drosophila kikkawai is the source of this 3305-nucleotide messenger RNA. RefSeq names its product integrator complex subunit 5 omd (gene omd). Gene Ontology annotation, biological process: snRNA 3'-end processing. NCBI's taxonomy places the organism in Eukaryota, Metazoa, Arthropoda, Insecta, Diptera, Drosophilidae. The record is from RefSeq and is a predicted model, not a curated record. Gene Ontology annotation, cellular component: integrator complex.